AUGGUCUUCAAUAUCAAAAAGGAUAUUGGUCGAUGCGAGAGAGACGGAGGAGGUAUACUCGAAAUCAUGAUGAAGUCGGCUUUGAUAGCCGGAAUCGUGGGACUCUUCGUGUGCCGUGCCUCAACUCAGAGCUCGGCGAAUUUCAGCGCGUUCUUGCUCAUGCCCAAAACAAUCUACCAAGGAGACCGUAAUUUCUUCGUCCUCGAGCUGCAGAAUCAGAAAGUGGACGGCUCGGCGAGGAUCAGCAUCGUCGACCAGAACAACAGCACUAUUCAGUACUAUCAGAGAACAUUUUCCAUUCCGAAAAAUGAAGGACCUACCUUCAACCUCGAUAUCUCGGAUCUCGUACUCAGCGGAGUCGACCAGGGAAGCAUCUACAGCACUGUGAUCCUCGAAGGCACCUUCGGCUCUACCGUCAUCAAAGAGAACAACACCAUCAAAAUUCAGACGGAUGAUCCCCUCUUGUUAAUUCAAACGGAUAAGAAAAUCUAUAAGCCCGGCCAGAAAGUCUUCCUCCGAGUCAUGCCUCUGAGCGCAGACUUGAGGCCGAGGAACGGCGGGAUGAUCAGCGUCUCGGUGAACGAUCCGCUAAAUAACGUCGUCGCAAACUGGGCCGAUGUCAAUUUUACCGAUAUGGUGAUGCAGUUCGACUUCCAACUAAUUUCCGAGCCAGCUCUCGGCGCCUGGUUCAUCAAUGUCCGUUACGAGGAAACCAGAACUCGGGAUUUCGAGAACUCAAUUCUAAAUUCUCCCCUCGGUAAACAGAGCUUGAAUAAAACCAGCCCGGUCCUUCAAACCGCCACCUUCUCGGUGUCCGAGUACACUUUGCCGAAGUUCGAGGUCACAAUCACUCCACCCCACCUUCUCAUGGAUGCAGAGACGGCAACGUGGAAAGUUUGUGCCAAGUACACCUUCGGCAAACCAGUCAACGGGGACGUGAAGAUAAACACUACUCUGAUUCGUUAUCCCUGGGAGCAGCUGCGAGGAAUUCCCGAGAACUACGUCGAGGGUAGACUGACCGAUGGCUGCUACAACUUGACCUUGGAGACCUCGGCUCUCAACCUGACGAACCCUUCCUUCGAGUACCGACAAGUACGAGUCAUCGCCAAUGUUUUCGAGGAUGGAACGAAGUUGCAGAUGAACGCCACGAACCAAUUGUCGAGGACGUCGAUGCCCUUGCGACUUGCUUUCCAGCCUGACUCAUCCGAUAAAUAUUUCCGGCCCUACAUGAACACCUAUGGAACUCUGAGAGUCUCGAGACCUGAUGAUACGCCCGCCGUCGGGGAGCAGAUCGAAUUGUGUCUCAACGCAAAAUCAGAGCUUUAUCAGUACCACUACCAACGUACAGAUGUACGACUCAUGUGCAAGAACUACACGAGCGAUUCCCAAGGAAUCGUCAGGUAUACGCUGCCCCCACACAAGCCGUCCGUUGUAUCUUUCAGCGUCGAGGCUUCGUCCACCCGUUACCCUACGAAAUACUACCCGGAGAGUCAGCACAGUGUCAUGAUCCGACAACCGAGGAGCUCGACGUUCUACAGAUCGUUUUUCUCCCCUUCACAACAAUAUGUGCAAUUCGAACCCUUAUCCAACGAGAAAUUGCCUUGCGAUAAACCUGUUCAGUUGACUGCCUAUUACACCUUCCGGGAACAAGACAAGAACCUUCUGUUCCGAUACGUUGUCAUGGGCCGAUCGAGGAAUCUCCUGACUAAAGAAGUGAAGGUCACCGCGCCUCAGGAAGUGGCCGCCCAAUCCGAUCAAUCAGAGAUGCUGAUUGAGUCACUCCCAAAUACGUUCAGCGAUAUGGCUGCUUCGAGCGACAAGAAAAUUGGUCGUCUCCACAUCGAGAUCGAUCCAGUCUCUACGCAGUUGCCUCACUUGACUGUGGCUCUCUUCUACAUCAAUGGAACCGAAGUCGUGGCUGAUAGUAUUCGUGUUCCAAGGAAGGUGUGCUCUCCCAACAAGGUGGAUCUCGAGUUCUCUGAGAACGUCAUCCAACCGGGAGCUAAUGUCACGAUGAAUCUGGAAGCCUCGCCGAACUCACAAUGUGGUAUCCAGAUCGUAGAUCGCAGCGUACGACUUCUGAGCGGCUCCGACAACAAUCCGUUCUUGAGGUAUCGAGACGACCUACCCAAUCGCGAAAUUGGCCAAUGGGAGCAUCCGCAACCAGACACUUACGGCUAUUGUCAGAGCAGUGGAGGGCAAAGUGACUUCGUUGAUAGCGAGAGCAUCUUCUUGCCUGCUGGAUGGACGGCGAUCUUGUACAAUAUCAACUUGAAGACUCGACCGUGCCGCUCGACCCGCGACGGAGGACCGGACGUCGCGCCAGAACUGGCUCCGAGUGCGUCACGUAUCGGCAACGAUUUCGGCGGAGUGACGGCCACCGCGACGCAGAGCGUGGUUGACGUUCGCGACUACUUCCCUGAACUUUGGCUCUUCGAUAUCUCCGCGACCGAUGGAACCGGAAAGCUCUCCCGUGCGCUCACCGCUCCGCACCAGGUCACGACCUGGAACGCGGACGCCGCUUGUAUUCACAAAACCGAUGGUCUCGGGGUAUCCCAGAGCAAGGAAAUCAAGACGUUCCAGGCAUUCUUCGCCGACGUAACGCUCCCGUACUCCGUGAAGCGAUUGGAAGUUCUGCCAAUCAUAGUCAGCGCCUAUAAUUACCUGCCUCAGUGCAUGCCGGUUUCGAUCACGAUAGACCCGAUCCCCGGCUUGGAGCCCAGGACUCCUCUGAAAACCGAGGCUUGCGUUUGUUCUGAUUCAUCGCCGUUCCAAUACGAGCUUCGAGUUGCUGUCACAAACGAAACGACCAUCGGGGACAUCGACGUUACCGUUACAGUCAUGAACUCGGAUAACAUGGCCAUCUGCAAAGACAAACCGGAUGCUAAAUCCGUUCCAUCGAGAGACAAACUCACGAAACCCUUGAAAGUUGUACCUGAAGGUUUCAUGGUCGAGAAGAUUGACAGUUUCCUGCUGUGCCCGCAGACGGGAAUCGGCAAAGCCAAUUUCGAUCUCGUCGCUCCCGAAAACGUUGUUCGAGGCUCGGCGAGGGCUCUGUUCUCAGUCAGUGGGGACAUCAUGGGACAAUCCACAUCGAAUUUGGACGACCUGAUCGUGUUACCGACGGGCUGCGGUGAACAGACCAUGGCGAAGUUUUCAUCGAACCUAGCUAUUCUGAACUACUUGAAUGCGACCGGUAAACUCGACUCGAGCACCGAGAAACGCUUCCGUACCAAUCUCAAUCGAGGGUAUCAGAGCGAAUUGACUUUCCGUGCACAAGACGGAUCUUACUCUGUUUGGGGAGGAUCGUGGGGUCAGCCAUCCUCCUUCCUCACGGCGAUGGUGUACCAGGGCUUCAAACGUGCCCACAACUUCAUUUUCAUCGACGACGAUGGCUUAUCGACCACGUAUAAUUAUCUCCUGGGCACCCAAGAUCGGGUCAGCGGCUGUUUCAACAAGAUCGGGAGUAUCUACAGCUGGGCACUACGAUCUUCUGAAAGUGCAUCUGACACUCGCGGCUCGUACACAGCUUACGUUCUCGCGGCGCUCCACGGUUCUCUUACGAACAAGACUCGAAUCGAGAAAGCUCUUCUCUGCGUCAAGGCGCAGAAGAAUCUGAACCAACACGCUCUCGCCCUGAGCGCCUACACGGCGGCGCUAUACAAGGAUAACGACCUGGCGAACAAGUAUCUAAGCGAUCUGAAAACUUUCGAGAACAACAAAUUGCCGAACCAGAGGUUCUACCACCCGAGCGAUAGCUAUGCGCCGCAAUCGAUAGAAACGAGCGCGUACGCCAUUCUGGCUCAGCUAACUCUUAGCGGAGCCGAUGCUAUUCAAGAAGUUCAACCGAUCGUGAGAUGGUUGGUGAAGAAACAGAACAGAAAUGGAGGCUUCUCUUCGUCGCAAGAUACUGCCAUCGGUCUGCAAGCGUUGUCCAAGUUCGCCGAGCUUACUUCCAAGGAUCAAAAAAGCAUGGACAACAAGAUUCACGCGAAGGGUCAGAACUUUGAACAGAAUUACGCCAUCAACGACAAGAACGCCAUAUUCUGGGAUACUCGAAUCCUGAAUACUAUCCCGAACAAUUUGAUUGUGACAAGCGAAGGGAGCGGAUGCGUGGUAGCCACGUCUCAACUCCGUUACAACGUUCCGUCGGUUCCGGGAGAGACCGGCUUCCUCUUCAAUGUCACUGUUACCAAGGCUUCAACCAAGAGGAAUGUAGUUCUGGAGCUUUGUGCCUCGUACGAUAAAACCGGUGGACAACCGUCGAGCAUGGCAAUCAUCGAAUUGACUCCAUUCAGUGGUUACGAUGUCGUGAAGCCCUCUCUUGAAGCGAUCUUGUUCCGGAACGAGAUCAAGAGAUACGACGCUGACGGUCAUCCCAUAAUCUUGUACUUCGAUGAGUUCACGGCGAGCCCGAGAUGCGUGACGCUGGAGCUUGAACAAGCUUUCGCAGUAGAGAACCUGCAGCCCGCGAUCGCUACUGUCUAUGAUUACUACGACAAGAGCAAUAAGAAAUCGGUGGAGUACAAGAGAGGAGACCUACCGACCGAGAAAGACAACGAAUAGUUCCGCCAACAACGGAAGCAGCAGAACGAGUGCUCCACCUGCCACGAUCGCGGCCUUUUACGCCAAGAACAAACACACCGGUUGAUUGCAUAAAACAGGAUAAUUUCGUUUCGAGGA
This is a messenger RNA of Galendromus occidentalis (western predatory mite), 4683 nucleotides long. Its product is annotated as ovostatin. Gene Ontology annotation, molecular function: endopeptidase inhibitor activity. Gene Ontology annotation, cellular component: extracellular region. Lineage: Eukaryota; Metazoa; Arthropoda; Arachnida; Mesostigmata; Phytoseiidae. The record is from RefSeq and is a predicted model, not a curated record.